AUGGCUGCUCCGGAUACCAGCUUUGAAGGUGGUGUGUCAGACCAAAAAUCUACUGAUGAUUUUUGCGCUUUGCUGCAUACUGACAAACGGGUCUCGGAGGCUGAGAAUUGCUUACCUCCCGAAAUGGAACUUGGCAACAUAGAAUACAAGGUGAAACUUGUUAACCCAUCGUCGUCACGUCUGCAGCACUUGAUAACACAAAUGAAAUGGCGGCUCAGAGAAGGACAAGGCGAAGCAGUUUAUGAGGUUGGUGUUGAGGAUGGUGGAAAAAUGAGCGGGCUAUCGGACGUAGAAAUGGAAGCAUCGCUUAUUACUCUAAAAGCUAUGGCAAAUGCUCUCGAUGCUAGCAUGGUUAUCCUAACAGAGAAGGAUGUGACUCCUCGAGGCUGCUGUUCACGUCGCAGAGUGGUCGAAGUUCUUGUACGUAAAGUCCCGGAGAGUCAGCAGUUCAUCGAAUUGAGGUUGGCUGUACUCGGUGGCGCAGAUGUCGGGAAAUCUACCUUCUGUGGUGUGAUGACUCAAGGUUGUCUCGAUGACGGCAAUGGGAAAACGAGGCUCAAUCUUUUCAGGUUUCCACACGAAGUUCGCAGUGGAAAAACUAGCUCGGUAUGUCUGGAUGUAAUCGGGUUCGACUCACGGGGAAAGCUUGUUAAUUAUGCCCAAAAUAGCCUUGAAGAGCUAGUGGAGCGGUCUAAAAAAAUAGUUACGUUAAUCGAUCUGGCUGGAGAUUCAAAGUAUUUGAAAACCACUAUACAUGGAUUGUCCGGCUACAAGCCUCACUUCGCUUGCCUGUUAGUGUCUGCUGAAACAGGGCCGACUGCUACCACAAAAGAACAUCUUGGCCUUGCUGCUGCUCUCAACAUUCCCAUUUUCGUAAUUAUAACGAAAUGGGAUCUCGUAGAGAAAGAGCAAUUGGACAGAGUAAUCAAGUCCGUGACAUCGUUACUUUCGCGUGCUGGUAUGGUGGCUUGCACAAAGCGAGUUAAACGGAAAAGAGAUGCUGUGAAGGCUGCUUCAAAUCUAUGCUCUUUUGGUAAAGUACCAAUUUUCUGCAUCUCAUGUGUUAGUGGUGCUGGCCUCGGACUUAUUCGUUGUUUCCUCAAUGUGCUACCCCCAACGGGUUCUACAGGAUCUCGUCUUCAGUUGGUCUCGCAACCACCUCUCUUCACCAUCGAAGAGAUGUUCAACGUUCCACAUGUUGGAACCGUUGUUGGAGGUAUGCUCUCUUCUGGGCGCCUCCAGGAAGGUGAUGCCGUUCUUGUUGGGCCGUAUAAGGAUGGAAGUUUCGAAAGGGCUUUCAUUGGUUCGAUCAGACGAAGUCGCCAGCCUGUUCAAGCGGUAUUGCCUGGUGAAGCUGUCAGCAUUGCUUUGAAUCGACGUUCCAAAACUUCGCAGCCAUUGAGAAGGGGGAUGGUGUUGAUUUCUGCAUCAGCUGAGCCUUCCUGCUGCCGUCGUUUCACAGCUUCGUUAUUCCUGUUAUCGCAUUCUACGCGUCAUCUUUGCAUUGGUUUCCAAGCUACAGUCUAUAUUGGAUCAGUUCGUCAGACAGCUGCAAUAGUAGACAUUGACGGACCUUCUUUGGAACAAGGAAAGUGGGCGACUGUCAUGUUCCAGCUCAUGAGUGGUCCAGAAUAUAUACGUGCUGGCACACCAUUAAUAUUCCGCCAAGGAAAAACAAAAGGAAUGGGCGAAGUUAUGGAUGUUAUUGAAGACUAA
Haemonchus placei is the source of this 1716-nucleotide messenger RNA. The record is from the annotation of a GenBank genome assembly. Lineage: Eukaryota; Metazoa; Nematoda; Chromadorea; Rhabditida; Trichostrongylidae.